GGGACGUCGGUUACUUGGACAAGGGGGCUUCUGCCGUCUGUUCAACGCGUUCCGUGACAAGGAAGAUCCUCUGAAUAACAAGCCUCAGCAUGUUCCCGACGGAUUCGAGAGGUUCACGAUCGACAUGGCGCCCCGCCGGACGAUCAACGCCGUUGGCUCGGGUCCCCUGCUCAGCGGGACCGUCAAGAAAGUCGGAGGGAAGGCGGAAGCCGCCGUAGAUGGCACGAAGGCGGGCUUCGAGUUCGAAUGUGUGGAAAACCAAGGUGCUUGCGUCGUUGUCGGUUCGUCUGCUGCGCGCGCGGAACUCCACCAGGCGCGCCGGAUGAAGGCGUAUAUGAAGAAGAACAUCGACAGCUGGGUGCACUACGCCACAGAGGUCCUCGGUAUGGAGAAGCGGCUCGACGAGGUUUUGUUCGUCAGAGGAUGGGUCAAGACGACUCAUUGGGCUGUAGUCGCGUUCGUCGAGCGAGCGAAGAACGCGAAAGUGAGUGUCAACGGAUCGUUCGGCGCGAUGGCGGAAAUGGGCGGCCGCCUCGUGGUGGAGUCGUCGUCGAGGUCUGUGAAAUACCACUCUGGUCCAGAGAGCACCACGGUCCAGAUCCCGCAGGUUAGCCCCAAGCGCAACAAGGAGGGGAAGAAUCGCGAGGUGGCUGAGGUCGGGCCCAAAGUCGAGAUGAAAGCAGACCAAUGUAUCUUCUUGCACUACUUCAAGAUGAAGAGGAGACCGGUUCUGCCUGCGAAGAUAGAAGCUGCAGCGGAACCGCGCGAUGUGUCCUCUAUCGAUGAUGACGAGGACGAUAAGUUCGAAGAGGCUCCGCUGAAGAAAAAGUGCUACGAUCCAGUUGACCAUAUACUCGACUAUAUAUUACAGAACUCUGACGCAACCGAAGCUAUCGCGGGCGACGGCGAUAUCCUAGAACUUUGCAAGAACAAUGAGCCGAGUGAAUACCCCAUCCCAGACGACAUACCCGCUUUCCUUGAGACUGUCCGCCCAGAAAUCGAGCUCACCAAUGAUGGUCUUGGUAUGUUGCUCUUCAACGAUGACAUCACGAUUCAACACAUUGCGGAAAGCGCCGCCCUCGCGCAAAGAAAUGCGGCGAAUCCUGCCGGAUCGGAAGAGAGGCCACCUGAAGAGCAGACUGAAGCGCAAGCAGGAGCCGAUCCAGAUUCGGCUCAGGGUUCAGCUGGCGCCGACGACUCUGCUGGCAAGUCGCACGGCAACCGAGAACGUACCGCCAACGACGGCCGGGGUGACGCGGCCGGCGGCAACCGAGACGCACCUCGUGAGGAAGGAGAGGGGAAGAAGUUUGGGAUCAGUUUUGAGUCGAGCGACUCUCUGCUGCAAAUGCCACACGACGUGGAUCUCGAGCGCAAAGGCGGGGUCUUCGCGCUCGCGUACUCAACCGCUGGCAACAAGGUCGCCGCCGGAUUCGAGGACGCGACCGUACUCGUAUGGAGUGGCGCGAGCCGCCGCUUGCUGUAGACUCUUUCAGGAUACCACAAUGCGGUCUGCUCGUUGGCGUUCUCGCCAGACGGUCAACGCUUGGUCACCGGGUCCAGGGACCACCUCGUCAU
Fomitopsis serialis is the source of this 1575-nucleotide messenger RNA. RefSeq lists its product as uncharacterized. Bases 125 to 1483 code for a protein of 452 amino acids. The transcript is spliced from 6 exons. The record is from RefSeq and is a predicted model, not a curated record. NCBI's taxonomy places the organism in Eukaryota, Fungi, Basidiomycota, Agaricomycetes, Polyporales, Fomitopsidaceae.